AUGGAUUAAGAACGAAAACGUCGUUGGAUCUAAACUUAGUAAUAGAAAUUGGAGGAUUUAAAAUCGAGAAAGUUUAUAGGGACUCAUCAUAUGAGAACUGACAAUAUUAGAUUGAGUCGUACAGAAAAAUUAAUUUAAUUGAAAUCCCCUACUAUUUUGAAACACUAAUAAACCUUAGCUAUAGAUGAAUAUAUUUCAAAGGGGGAUUGUAAAUUGAUCUUUCUGUAAUAACAAGGUGAAGAUGUGGGAUUCAAAACAUUCACAGAAAUGAUGAAAACUAAUUCAAGUUGGAUUAAUAAAGUAGAUCAAUUAAACCCAAAUGAAUCCACUCUCAAGAAUAGAUUGCAAUUUAAUUAUGUUUAAGCAAAUACUUUUAAAAGUUCUCUUAAUAAAAAAUGGAAUAGUACUGUCAAUGAAGUUACUGAAUUAUUUCAGAAAUAAGAAGAGUUGGUUUAGCUAUAAAAAGUGAAGAAAGUGAAAUUGAAGGUAAAAACUAUUAAGUAAGAGGAUGAAGAAGAGGAACAAGUUGAAAAUAAUGAAAGACCAUUUGAAAGUACAAAUAUCAUAAAAGUGUUUUGGUUUAAUAUACAAAUUAGUGAAUGGAAACCACCUAUAAGAGAAGGAUGUACAGUUACUUAUAUUCCAUCUCUUAAUAAGGCAUAUAUGUAUGGGGGUAUAGGAAAUGAUUUGUUCAAAAAUAUGAUAUAAUUAAAUACUUAAACUUGGACUUGGAAGGAUAUUGGAAUAGGUUUAGGUGAAGCUCCUUUAGAAGGAAGAUUUGGACACACAGCUACAUUUUACAAAUAAUAAAUAAUUAUAUAUGGAGGUGAAAAGAAAUAUAAUAAUGCAAUGAAAAUGAGAGAAUGUUAUGGAGAUGUUAGAAUGUUUAAUCCUUUAGAUAAAAUGUGGAAUCUUAUCAAAACAUCAGGAGAUUUGAUAGAAGGUCGAAGAAAUCAUAUAGCUUAAAGCAUAGGAAAAUAUUUUGUUGUUUAUGGAGGGAUCAAUUCAUAUGGGAAAAUAUUGAAUGAUGUAUGUGCAUUGAAUAUGGAGACAAAUAAAUGGUUUAUAAUGAAUUUAUUUCUAGGGCAGUACUUUAAGUAGAAAAUCAAUUUUAAGAUGGAGUUUCAGAUGCAUCCUCUGUGGCAUUAUUUGGUGGGGAAGUUAAAAUGGAAAAUCCAUAUUUUAGUUAUGAAUGUAAUAAGAAGAAAGGAAGAUAUCCACAAGUAAAUUGUGAAGGAAUUUAUAUUUAUGGAGGUAGAAUUUAAAAUGGAGAAGCAUCGAGUGAUUUAAGAGUCAUUUAAUUUGGGUUUAAACCCAUAAGAAUUAUUAAGAUAAAAACUAAAGUACUUUAAUCUCCUAAUGUAAGGGCUGUGCUCCAAUAGCAAGAUAUUCUCAUAGUAUGAAUUAUUAUCACCAAUUUAAUUCUUUGAUUGUCUAUGGAGGUAGAAAUGAUUCUAAGGAAGGUAAUAUUCUAAAUGAUUUAUUUGUUUUAUAAUUGUAAUAAUUGAAUUGGAUAAUGGUAUAAUAGAUUGGAUCAUUGAAACAUGGUAAGUGUAGUCAUUGUAGUAUAUCAAUUGAUUCUAAAAUCCUCAUUUUUGGAGGGUAUACCUAAAAUGUAUAUGCAAAUGCUGAUAUACAAUUAAUAGAAUUAGAUUAGAAUAGAGUGACAAAAAUGGCCAAAGAGAAUAAAAUUAAUAAUUAGUUAACUAUUACAAGUACAGAAUUAUUAACAAAUGCAAAUCUCAGAUUAUUUAAGACUGAAUAUUUUCAUGAAACAUAAGAACGUGAUCCUAUGGAUUCUAAGAGAACUUUUGAUAAUACUGCAAGAUUGAGCACUCUACAUCUCAAAACUUAUAUGCCUCUUCCAAUAGGGAAUAAUUCAUAAUUGAUAUAAGAUUACAAAUUAUUAAAGGAAAAAACAAGAAACUCUAAAAAUAAUAAUCUAUUUUUAAGUCAAUGA
Messenger RNA from Paramecium pentaurelia, 1960 nucleotides. NCBI's taxonomy places the organism in Eukaryota, Ciliophora, Oligohymenophorea, Peniculida, Parameciidae. The record is from the annotation of a GenBank genome assembly.